ACAACGCAACUCUACCUCAAGCCAGAUGAAAUAGGCAAAGCAGUUUUGUCCAAAUUUCCAUGUGGAUCAGGAAAACAAGAAUCUGCACACGUGCUUGACCGUCACUGGUUCAUCGCUCCUCGGGUUUUAUGCCUGCAUAUACUUUACCCAACAUUUUGCCGUUAACGCUGCAUACCAAGGAUGGAAACGGACAAUUUUACCCCGAGUCAGCCAAACAAUGAUUUGGUCAAAUUGGAGGAAGCGGUGUGCAGCGAACACAGUGGCAAUUGUUACGACGUGAGGAAAAGGUUGAACGACAUUGCUUUCUGGGGCUUGGGAAGGACGGACUCAAAGGACGUGAGGGUGUUGUCUGAUAACAAUGCGGCAUUCCGAACCCAGCCUGCCGGACACGAGGACUUCUUGCACGACAUCUUCAAGGUCGUCAUGGAAGACAUUGUCCAGAAGGCCGGAGAUCGCGAGAGCAAGGUCGAUGAAUGGAUGGCUCCUGAAGAGUUGUCUGCCAAGAUGGAUCUGGAGCCUCAGCCAACGAGCGAGAGCAAUGACCAGCUGUUGGACAGGGUCAAGGAAGUCAUCAAAUACAGCGUCCGAACCGGCCAUCCUCACUUCAUCAACCAACUGUUCUCCAGCCUUGACCCCUACGGUCUUGCAGGUCAGCUCGUGACUGACGCUCUCAACUGCAGUCUCUACACCUACGAAGUCGCUCCCGUCUUUACCGUCAUGGAACUGGCAGUGAUGGCGAAGAUGCGACAACUGAUUGGCUACGAGGGCGGAGACGGCAUCUUCGCUCCUGGCGGAUCCAUUGCCAACAUUAUGGCCGUGAGCUGCGCCCGACAUAUGGCGUUCCCGGAGACAAAGAAGCGGGGUCUUUUCGGGUUGCCGCAGUUGGUGUUGUACACGUCGGAGCUCGCCCAUUUCUCAAUCACGAAAGCAGGAUUUCUUCUCGGCCUUGGGGAGGAUAACAUCAGACUGGUCAAGACUGACUCUCAAGGCCGGAUGAUUCCCGAUGACCUCAAGGCCCAGAUUGAGGACACGAAACAACAGGGUGCACGUCCCUUCCUGGUUGUGGCCACAGCGGGAACAACAGUGUUUGGCGCCUUCGACCCCAUCAACGACAUCGCGGACGUGUGCGUUGCUAAUGGUUUAUGGCUUCACGUUGACGGUGCGUGGGGAGGCGGCGUCCUCAUGUCCCGACGUCACCGUGGGCUGAUGGAAGGAGUGGAUCGGGCGGACUCGGUCACGUGGAACCCCCAUAAACUUCUAGGCGCACCACAACAGUGUGCAACACUCCUCACGAAACACGAAGGAGUGCUGCUGGCGGCUCACAGCGCCAAGGCGUCCUACCUCUUCCAACCAGACAAGUUCUACGACGUCAGUUACGACACCGGCGACAAGACUUUACAGUGUGGUCGCAAGGUGGACGUCUUCAAGUUCUGGCUCAUGUGGAAAGCCAAGGGUACACAGGGUUUGGAACAACACGUCAACACACUGUUCGACAACACCAAGUAUUUCGUAAAAAGACUGAAAGUGCGUGAAGGCUUCCAGUUGGUUGUCUCAGAACCACAACUGACCAAUGUCUGCUUCUGGUACAUCCCACCAUCACUGAGGAAAGUCCCCGAUGGCCCAGAAUUCCGUGCUCGACUCCACAAGGUGGCGCCACUUGUCAAGGAGCGCAUGCUCCGUGCAGGGUCCAUGAUGAUCACUUACCAACCACAGAAGGACCAUGUCAACUUCUUCCGGUUGGUGCUGCAGAGUUCGGGGACAACGUUUGAAGACAUGGACUACUUUCUUGGCCAGAUUGAGAAACUUGGUCAUGAUAUCAUUGUGUGAGCUGUGAAACAAGGGAUAUAACUUUUGAAGACAUGGACUACUUUUUGGUCCAUAUUAAGGAAUCUGGUCAUGAUAUCAUUGUGUGAGCUUUGAAACAAGUGAUAUAACGUUUGAAGACAUGGACUACCUUUUGGACUAUAUUUAGACAUUUGUCAUGAUAUUUGUGUGUGAGCUGGAACCGUUUUCCUACCUAGAGUUCCUUGCGGCCAGCCAAGUGCCUUUGACAUAGGCCAGCGAUAGUUGACGAAUCGCCACGUCUUAUAGUCCAUUCAACAAAUUAAAGUAUGCUUUUCAUGUGUUUUAUUAUUGAAAAGUCACAUUUAGAUAAAAAUUGGUCAUGAAACGGUUAACAAAUAUCCCAAAAGGUGUAAAACAACCUCCAUUUGCGUAUUUGUCCUGUGUUUACAAUGGUUGUAAAGUUCCACGUGCUGACAUCGAAACCCGACGAAUAACCACGAGACGAUCGUAUUGAUCAUAUCUUCCCGAGGCAAAAGAGUUAACUGACUGCAAGGGAGUUAACUGACAGUAAAAGUCC
This is a messenger RNA of Haliotis rufescens (red abalone), 2362 nucleotides long. Its product is annotated as cysteine sulfinic acid decarboxylase-like. Gene Ontology annotation, biological process: carboxylic acid metabolic process. Gene Ontology annotation, molecular function: carboxy-lyase activity; pyridoxal phosphate binding. NCBI's taxonomy places the organism in Eukaryota, Metazoa, Mollusca, Gastropoda, Lepetellida, Haliotidae. The record is from RefSeq and is a predicted model, not a curated record. The transcript is spliced from 4 exons. Gene Ontology annotation, cellular component: cytoplasm. The coding region runs from base 181 to 1827 and encodes 548 amino acids.